Messenger RNA from Hypomesus transpacificus, 1713 nucleotides. RefSeq names its product lipopolysaccharide-induced tumor necrosis factor-alpha factor homolog. Gene Ontology annotation, molecular function: zinc ion binding. The transcript has 6 exons. Bases 465 to 944 code for a protein of 159 amino acids. The record is from RefSeq and is a predicted model, not a curated record. NCBI's taxonomy places the organism in Eukaryota, Metazoa, Chordata, Actinopteri, Osmeriformes, Osmeridae.
CUCUCUCAUUUUCUCUCUUUCAUUCUGUCUUUCUUUCUCUGUCUGUCAGAGGGUAUUUGAACAAAAUUGUUUGCAAAAUGUAUCUUUUUCCACAUUAUUCUUCUUCCUACCAAACACCUUUCACAACUUGGGGUGGGAAAACCCUUGCAAAAUGUUGAUUUCCUCAGUCAUACAGUUGACGUGGGUGAAAAUCUAGUCUCCUCCCACCAACUUGCUCUCCUCCCUCUUCUUCAGACUUUCAGAUCGUUCAUAUUCUCUCCCUGUCUCACAGGACUAAGCAGCUCCAGGCCAGUCCCAGCUCCAGGCUAGUUUCACCCCACAAGGCUUCAGUAAAUCCAGCCCAUCUGUAUUUAGACAGCUCCUCUGGCCAGCUGGCCCCUGACAGGACGUGUGCUGUAUUUUACUCCUCGUUGGAAUUUUACUGACCGAGGAUACUAGCAGGACUGUCUUUGACAACUAUCAAGAUGGAGAAAGGAUACGCCCCAGAUGAGGCAGCCCCCCCCUACCCCGGACCCCCAGUCAACUACGGGGGUAUGGCUCCGGGCCCUCACCCAGGAAUGUACCCCCAGCCUGGCUACCCCCCGGCACCCGGCCCACCCCCCCAGCCAGGGUUUCAGCCAGGCCCGUAUCAGGGAGGUGUGUACCCCCCUGCCCCCCAGUACCCAGUUGGAGUAACUACACCAGUCACUACAGUGACCACGGUGAUGGUGACUCCAGCGCUGAGGGACGCUCCCGGCCAGGCAAUGUGUCCCCACUGCAGGGAGAACGUGGUCACCAAGACAGAACACUCCGCUGGCCUGCUGGCCUGGCUCAUCUGUGGAGGCCUCACCAUUACCGGGUGCUGGCUCUGCUGCUGCAUCCCAUUCUGUGUGGACUCCAUGCAGGAUGUGGAACAUCGCUGCCCCAACUGCAACGGCAUGAUCUACGUCUACAAACGCAUGUGAUCGGGUUCAGCUCCCUGGACGGCAUCGGCCCACACAUAAGAACUGUCCACCAAUCCACCAAACCUUUUUUUUUACGUUCCGUAUUCUUCUGUGACAUAAAGUGAUGCCAAAGACAACAGACUUUUUCAAACUCUGAGAAUCUAUUCCCAUACCUUUCAAUUUGUAAGAAGUACAAGUAAUGUCUAGUAUUUUAGUACAUAUUGGAUACAUAUAAAGUAUUCAUGAGUAUGUUUUGUUAUAUGUUACAUAUUUGCACUCACUCUUACAUGCACACACAUCUUCACAUACACACAUGUUGAGAAAUGCAAUGUAUGCAAGAGUACAGUUGUGGUCAAGUUUUGGCAAUGACAAAUGUUGUGUUUUGCAAAGUUUGCUGGUUCAGUAUUUGAGGAAAAGGUUUUCACAUGUUUCUAUAGAAUACUGGAAUCACAAUAAGGCACAUUUCAUAUUUUUUAAAGCUUUUUUGGGGGCAAACAUUUUCAUUAUGCAAAUAGUCCCCUCUUUUAUAGUAGUCAAUCUGCUCUUAAAAUCGAAUCAGAUUGAUAGAGUAAUUUCACCUGGCUAGAACUAGUUCACACUUUCCCCUGUGCUGAUGAUAUGACUUACUGAAAUUAUGUGAGCAGUCAUUUUAUGCCAAGGCCCAGCAAGAUUUGCAAACACAAAAUGUAUGUGGCUCCCAAUACUUUUGGCCACGGCUGUAUAUAGGCAUAAGUGAACCAUGUCAAAUAUACAGUGAAUACACAGUAAAACUCAUAAUAGAUCUUUUAAA